Molecule: messenger RNA, 717 nt
Organism: Nymphalis io (European peacock)
Lineage: Eukaryota; Metazoa; Arthropoda; Insecta; Lepidoptera; Nymphalidae
Gene: Psf3
Product: DNA replication complex GINS protein PSF3
Exons: 3
Coding region: 67-651 (194 amino acids)
Biological process (GO): mitotic DNA replication initiation
Cellular component (GO): GINS complex
Source: RefSeq, a predicted model, not a curated record
GUCAAUGUCAAUACUCAAAACCUAAUUGUCGUUUUUCUUUAUUGAAUUCCAUUCCCUCCUUUUAUUAUGAGUAGUUCAAAUUAUCUUUCAAUAUCUGAUAUUUUAGUAACAAAUGAGAGAGUUCCAUGUAAAUUUUUGCUCGAUUUACCUAAAAUGGGUUUUCUGGAUCCCUCUGCUACAGAAAAUGAUCUAAAAGCUGGAACCAAUAUAGAAAUACCUUUAUGGCUUGCUGAAUCACUGUAUACCCGAAGACCUCCUUUAGUGAGUGUGGAUCUACCUAAAAUAUAUAAAGAAACUUAUAGAGAAAUACUGAAUGCAGAUGCAUGUACAGUUGAUAUGCAUAAAUUGGGACAACAUUUUUAUGAACUCGGUUGUUAUAUUGCAAAACAUGAUAUCAAAAGUGAAGUUUCUGCCACACUUUUAAAUACAUUUAGACAAAGAUUCAAAAUGAUAUUAUCUGCAAGUGUAUCUACUGAUUCUAUAAAUUCUGUACAACCAUUAUCAGCGAGUGAACGUGAAAGAACAAAAUCUGCUGUUGUUACAGAAAGGGCUCUUUCUAGUUGGCUUAAAAUAGGCGACUGCCCCCUAACAACAGCUAGUAUGGUAGCAAACCACAGAAAAAGGAAGAGAGCGGAAAUGGAAUUGUCGUAGAAAGUAUUAUUUUAAUGAAGUAUGGAUAGUUUAUUAUAAGAUAGAAAAAAUAUAUAUAAUCAGUUA